Messenger RNA from Nelumbo nucifera (sacred lotus), 1636 nucleotides. RefSeq names its product Transducin/WD40 repeat-like superfamily protein. Gene Ontology annotation, molecular function: protein binding. The record is from RefSeq and is a predicted model, not a curated record. NCBI's taxonomy places the organism in Eukaryota, Viridiplantae, Streptophyta, Magnoliopsida, Proteales, Nelumbonaceae.
CCGUCUCUGGAGUCUGAUCUCUCUCUCUCUCGUACGUGGAGCCAUUCAACUAGGAACAAAUGAAGCAGAAAGUAGUCAAAGCCGCGCGGCAGCAAAAGCAAUAUGCCACAUUUGACGGUCAUUCUAGUUGGACGCAAUAAGACGAGUGUCGAGGGUUUUCAGCUCCUAUCGCACAAUUUCCAGAGUUGUGAUUCAGAAUGAAUACAAGGCGUCCUCCUCCCGAUCCAGUUGCAGUUCUGAGAGGCCAUCGUGCUUCUGUAAUGGAUGUUUGCUUCCAUCCAACUAAACCUUUACUGUUUACAGGUGCUACUAAUGGUGAGUUGCGGAUUUGGGACACAACCCAACACAGGACACUUUCUUCUUCAUGGGUGCAUACUGCAGCACAUGGGAUCAUUUGCAUUGCUACCAGUCCUUUGAUUGGAAACAACAAAAUUGUCAGCCAAGGUAGGGAUGGAACUGUUAAGUAUUGGGAUAUCGAAGAGGGAGGCCUUCUCAGGACACCUUCAGUUACUAUCAAAACAAAUUCUUACCAUUUCUGCAAACUUUCAUUAGUGAAGACACCAAGUCAUUGUUUGGUGCAAACCCAAGCUGAUAUCUCCCCUAUUGAUGUACCUGUUGAGCAACUAAGUAAUAAAGUACUCAAAGAAUGUAAGGAUGAUGAUAUGGAAGCACGACAAACUUCUAGUGUGGAAGUUCUAGAUGGUAUUAAAAGUGAAAGUAUUGAAGGAGGUCAAACUGAGAGCAUUUUUCAAAUGAAAGAUUCUACUGAAGGAUCAAAAUUUGUGGCUGUAGCAGGGGAACAACCUUCUCAGGUUGAGAUUUGGGAUCUCAAUACUGCAGAAAGAUUAGCAUGCUUGCCUCAGAUUUGUAAUGAGGACUCCCUGAAUCGUUCAACAAAGUCAAGAGGAAUGUGUAUGGCUGUUCAAGCUUUUCUACCAUCAGAAUAUCAGAGUUUCCUAAAUGUUUUGGCUGGUUAUGAAGAUGGAAGCAUCGCCUGGUGGGACAUGAGAAAUCCUGCUAUCCCAUUAACUUCUGUGAAAUUUCAUUCAGAGCCAGUGUUAAGCCUAACAGUUGAUUCACCAUGCACUGGUGGUAUCUCUGGAGCUGCAGAUGACAAAAUUGUGCUAUUUACUCUGGAUCAUCAGAUGGGUUCUUGUCAAGUCAAAAAGGAAAUUGCUCUGGAUCGGCCUGGCAUAGCUGGCACCUCAAUUCGUACAGAUGGCAAAAUUGUUGCUACUGCUGGUUGGGAUCACAGAAUACGGAUAUAUAAUUAUCACAAAGGAAAUGCUUUAGCAAUAUUGAAGUAUCACAGUGCUAUGAUGACAAAUCGGGAUUUGGGUUUUUCUAUAUCUCCUCUUUUGGAUUCUGAAAAAAAAGCCAAUCUUGUGGUUACAGAUCGAGGUUUAGUUGUGCAGUUCUCUUUCUUUCUGCACAUAAGCAUGAUGUGUUAAAUUUAUAUAAUGUAUAUAUAUUUGGUUAAAGUUCUUUGAAUUUGGAAGAUGUUUUACUUUUUGGCAGAUGUUGUAGACUUGUAGUCAUUUCUUAAAAAGGUCAUGAUAGACAAGUGUAAAUGUGUGCUUUGCAUCUUUCAUUGAUUUACUAUUAACGAGAGCCAUGCUUUUGAGGCUUUAGAGAA